Cucurbita moschata (crookneck pumpkin) is the source of this 2583-nucleotide messenger RNA. RefSeq names its product protein ACTIVITY OF BC1 COMPLEX KINASE 7, chloroplastic-like. Lineage: Eukaryota; Viridiplantae; Streptophyta; Magnoliopsida; Cucurbitales; Cucurbitaceae. Gene Ontology annotation, biological process: regulation of response to reactive oxygen species. The record is from RefSeq and is a predicted model, not a curated record. The transcript is spliced from 20 exons. Bases 198 to 2321 code for a protein of 707 amino acids.
ACAGGUUCAUAGGUGGCCACGUAUUCCGUGUUCAUCAAACAAUGGCUCAAGCCGCUCAACGACGACAGUGCCACCACCAGUAGAAACGGACAAGAUGGCCACCGCUGUCUGACUCUAAUACGCACCAAGAAUCUGAGAGGAGCUUGGACGCUGAGAAUUCGGAAAAACAGGCGCACCCACCAUUUCACAAGCUAGAGAUGGCGGCAACACUGGCUUCCCACAGCUGUUAUUUCUGUGAAGCAAAGUUAAAUGAGGGAAAAGGGAGACAAGCUUAUGAUCUGUGUUUUUCAAGAUCAAUUUCACUUAAUACAUUCAACAAGAUCGAGAAGUCGACUUGGAAUCCUCCACGUUCUCGACAUUUUAGGAUUGGUAAUGAAUUGCAGCAUAAUACAUCGCCUCCAAGGUUAAGCACCAAUGGAAGAGCUGUUAAGAUGGCACCUAUAAAUGAAGUAGUGAAAACAAAGGCUGUAUCUGCCAAUAAAGUGGAGAAAAUAAAUGGCAAAAGACAGGCUAUCAAUGGGGCAAGUAUAAUUAAGCGCAGCCCGUCUCCUCCGUUGAUUAAGAGAACGAAUGUUAUAGACUCCCAAAAGCUUCCACCACUUGAGGACCUUAAAAUUUUGCCCUCAGAUGAAGGUUUCAGUUGGGCUAAUGAAAAUUAUAACUCUGUGCAAAGGAGUAUCGAUGUUUGGAGUUUCAUCGUUUCCUUACGGGUUCGUGUUUUCUUGGAAAAUGCAAAAUGGACGUAUGCAGAAGGCUUCUCAGAAGACAAGCAGAAAAAAAGAAGGCAAAAGACCGCGUCUUGGCUGCGGGAGCGUGUGCUGCAGCUUGGUCCUACUUUUAUCAAGCUUGGACAGCUCUCCUCAACAAGGUCGGAUCUAUUUCCUCGUGAGUAUGUGGACGAGCUAGCUAAGUUACAGGAUAAAGUCCCUGCAUUCUCUCCAGAAAAAGCUAGAGGAUUCAUUGAGAGUGAGCUGGGUGCCCCGAUCGAUACUUUGUUCAAAGAAUUCGAGGACCGUCCUAUUGCUGCAGCCAGCCUUGGCCAGGUCCAUCGUGCAAUACUGCAUAAUGGAGAGAGGGUGGUCAUCAAAGUUCAAAGACCUGGUCUCAAGAAGCUUUUUGACAUUGACCUGAAGAAUUUGAAGCUAAUUGCAGAAUAUUUUCAAAGAAGUGAAACCUUUGGUGGCUCUACAAGAGAUUGGAUCGGUAUAUACGAAGAAUGUGCUACUAUUUUGUAUCAAGAAAUUGACUACAUAAAUGAAGGCAAAAAUGCUGAUAGAUUCCGCAGGGAUUUUCGUAAUAUAAAGUGGGUUCGAGUACCCCUUGUCUUUUGGGACUACACUGCUUUGAAGGUAUUGACUUUGGAGUAUGUACCAGGGGUUAAGAUAAAUCAGCUGAAUGUUCUAGACUCACGUGGCUUUAGUCGCUCUCAAAUUUCAUCACAUGCCAUUGAAGCAUACUUAAUUCAGAUACUGAAGACUGGUUUCUUUCAUGCGGAUCCUCAUCCGGGAAAUCUUGCUAUUGAUGUUGAUGAAGCAAUCAUAUAUUAUGAUUUUGGCAUGAUGGGGGAAAUCAAAUCCUUCACUAGAGAGAGGCUUCUCGACCUUUUUUAUGCCGUUUAUGAGAAAGAUGCAAAAAAGGUUAUGCAAAGGCUCAUAGAUCUUGAAGCACUUCAGCCAACAGGAGAUCUGUCUGCGGUGAGGAGAUCCAUUCAGUUUUUCUUGGACACACUCUUGAGCCAAACACCAGACCAGCAGCAGACUCUGGCUGCAAUUGGAGAGGAUUUAUUUGCAAUAGCUCAGGAUCAACCUUUUCGAUUCCCCUCCACCUUUACCUUUGUAUUGAGGGCAUUUUCUACCCUGGAAGGUAUAGGCUACACACUCGACCCAGAUUUUUCCUUUGUGAAGAUUGCUGCACCAUAUGCACAGGAGCUUUUAGACUUAAAACAGAAGGAGCAAAGCAGAACACAACUUGUGGAGGAGAUAAGGAAGCAAGCCAAUGAAGCCAGAACAUCCACUAUUUCCAUGCCGUCCAGAGUCCAAAGAAUAGAGGAAUUCGUACAACAGCUCGAGUCGGGGGACUUAAAGCUUCGAGUCCGAGUGCUGGAGUCCGAAAGAGCAGCAAGGAAAGCAACAAUACUUCAAAUGGCAACGAUGUACAGCGUGAUGGGCGGUACGCUUUUGAACCUCGGAAUCACCGUAAGCUCUCAAGGCAACCAAGCCAUUGCCGGUGGAUCAUUCGUCGGGGCAGGAGUGUUCUUGGCGCUUGUUCUUCGGAGUAUGCAACGGGUUAAAAAGCUUGACAAAUUUGAGGAAAUGAUCUGAUUUUUGACUCUCCAAACAUCAACUUUCUUAUAUAUAUAAUAUAUAUAUACACAUAUAUUCAUAUAGAUAUACAAUCCCUUCAACAUGGGCAAGUCCCAGGCAGUUUAACUGCAUACAGGAAGGAAACAAGAACUGGUUAUAGGUUUGGAGGAGAAGCUGCUGAUAUAAACUUGGUUUAGAAUUUAGAACACUGUCUUCCAUUUUAAAUGUAUCAUAUUGUUUAUUUUAUUUGAUCCAACGCAGUUUCAUUCUCCAUUUUUCU